Danio rerio (zebrafish) is the source of this 1600-nucleotide messenger RNA. Lineage: Eukaryota; Metazoa; Chordata; Actinopteri; Cypriniformes; Danionidae. The record is from RefSeq and is a predicted model, not a curated record.
GACCCACACACACACACACACACUUUCUGAAUCAGGAGCAGCGCUGAGGUUGUGAGCAGCCCUUGCUAGUGUAGAUUCUGCUGUACUGACCCGACUGAGGAGUGCUGCAGCUGGAGGUCUGCUCUGGACUGGUCAGUGUGUUUCUGACGGGGUCACCGCUGUGUUUGGCGUGUGUUUGGCGUGUGUUUGGCGUGUGUUUGGCGUGUGUUGAGUGCUGUGAGUGUGUUCAGCGCUGUUAGAGUGUGUUAUUGUGAAAUGAACAGAAAGAGGAACUGAGCAUCAGGAAUAACAGCAGCGCUUCACUGAGGGAACAUGGAGGAAGCGUCUGCUGAUCUGUCAUCAUGUCUGAGUUAUUGAUCACCUCCGUCAUGUUGAUCCAUCCACUGAUCAGGGGUCAGUGCUGAUCUGAGAACAGCUGGAUGAAGAUGAGCGUAGAUCAUUUACUGUCAACACCAGUGAAGACAGACGCAGAUGAGCAGUGAUGAUGGAGAAGCGCUGCUGAUGGAGGAGCAGCAUCCACCCCGCUCUUCUCCAGCAUCUCCAUCUGUCCUCCAGCCGGAUCCCCCAGCACACGCGUGUUCAACACCGCCAGAUCAUGCAGAACCCAGAGCUCAGGACACACAGGAGCCGGGGGCCACAGGGGCCGAGACCGACAGCAGACGCAGCAGCAGCAGCAGCAGCAGCAGCAGCCGGAGUCCUCACUGCACAACCACAGACAGCAGACGGGGCUCCAGCUCCGCAUCUCUGCCUGCACACAUCCCCGUCAUCAGCCUGGCGCACAGUAAACCACCGCUGCCCCCGCUGCCCCUGCUGGCGGCUCUGCACCCCGCACCCCCUCCCCCGCACGGCCCCGCGGAGCUCCGGCUGGCGCAGCUCUCCUGUCUGACGGGCUCCAGCCCUGCCGCGGCGCUCCUGCCUCCAGCAUUCCUGCAGACGCACCCCUUCAUCAGCAGCUCUUUCCUCAUGCCGCCGGCAGGAUUCGGGAUCUUCAGUAACGCUCGUAUGAAGAGACGUCCGUCCACACACUUCGAGGUGGAGAUCAGAUCAGACGGUCCUCCUCAGAAGCUGGCUCGGCGUGUCUUCACCAACAGCCGCGAGCGCUGGCGGCAGCAGAACGUGAACGGCGCUUUCUCUGAGCUGCGCAAACUGAUCCCGACGCACCCGCCGGACCGAAAGCUGAGCAAGAACGAGAUCCUGCGGCUCGCCAUGAAGUACAUCGACUUCCUGGAGCAGCUGCUGAACGACCAGAGCCAGCCGGAGGAGACGGGUCAGCGCGCACAUGCACACACACCCUCCACACACUCGCUGCUGCUGCUGACCGCAUCCUCUGGAUCCAGCUGCUAUGGGGACACUGACAGCGAGGAGAGCACGGGCCCUCGGGCCUGCAGCACGGACCCCAAACACAGCAGGGAGCCCAUACUGGCACUCACAGUGAGCGGGGGCCAGCGGUGACACACACACACACAGACUGACCACGUGUGCGGGAGUUUACUGAUGUCUGCGUUUACACUGCAUGCUUCAGGUGACCCGUGCGGCACAGACAGCACACGGCCCACACACACACAUGAAUAUUCACAAACUCAAUGCGAGUAAACCAGGG